UCAGAGCAUGUCAAGUCACCAUGUAAAGAACAAUGUGAUGCACAGUCUGAUGAACACAUGGCAGAAGAGGUUUUAGCGCCUGAAGGGAAUCAGGUCAAGAUUGGCAGGAGCAGUAGAAGAAGAAAAGAAAGUCUCCUGAAAACUUGUAAAGACUCUAUACAACCUGAUACAUCCACAGCUGCAGCAUGUAGUACUGUACUGGAACAAGGGAGUGAUUGGUCACAAGUUCACAUGGACGAUACUACCAUAGUACUGAAACAUACAGAGAUGCCUGGAAGUGAGGAUCAAACUGAUGCUGCAAACAAUGGAGCGAAAAGCAAUGAAGCGAAAAGCAAUAAUACUACACAGGUAAACAAGAUGAAGAAAAACCGAAGGAAGAGUGUUUGUCAGAAGAAACCAAAAAUCUCAGAAGACAGCAAGAACGAUGUUGCAGUUAAAGUUUCAGAAAAUGAUGCUCAUCCAGAAAAUACAAUUGGAGGCUUGGAAAUUUUUGAACAGACUGCUAAAGCGGGUGAUUUCUUUGAAUCCUCGCUUAGCGAGGUUGCAGCUAAUGUAGACAAUAAUGUUCCUGAAGUCAGAACAAAGAGAAAGCGAAGACGCAGUUUUCUUAAUGCCAACGUUGCCCUUUGUACACCAGGACACAAGUUUUGCGACGCUCAAACAAAUGGUCAAACUGUAGAAAUGAAAUCAGUUGAUCAGAUUGAAUCCAAAGUUCAAAAAUGUAACCAUGAUGAGAAGAUAGUUGUACAAGAGAGUGAAGUUGUGACUACACAUCACUCUGAUGAUGUGAUAUUUAUAAAAAGUGAACCGUGUAAAGAUAUUGGUUCUGCUACAAAUACUGAUAAAUGUUUGAAAGCAACAGACUUUAGUAAGGAAUGUAAAACUACUGAGCAUUCCACAGGAGAGAGUAGCAAACAAGCUGUGAACGUUAAACGUACUAGAAAGAAAAAGGAAAAUACUAAAGAAAAUAAAACUAAAUCUGAAAAAGCGAUAGAAAAACUAUAUAUCAGUCGUGGAGGAAAAUCUAAGGUGAGUCGCCGUAAUCUGGAAACAAUUUUUGAAAGUCCGAAAGCUGAUAGUAAAGGUAAAACGACGAUGACCGGUGGACGAAAAAUGUCAAGAUUGAUGUGUUUUAAAGACCCUGCUUUGGUGACAAAAUUAAAACCAAUCAAGGCUAAGAAGUUGGAAAAAAUGGGUGUGAAAAAAUUCAAGCCCAUAAGAAAUGUAAAAGCUAAAAAAGCAAUGGCUGAUACUCUGGAUGCAAAGUUAAAUAAGCUGGACACUGAGUUGAGUGUUGUUCUCGCUCCAGUCACUUACAACCAAACAACUGCAAUGUACACUGUCUUUGAUCUUCAAGAAAACAUCGAAAACUCACCAAAACUCAACAUUAUCUUCGAGCCUGUUUUGCAAAGCCCUGCGAUGCAAAAGAUAAAUAAAACACCUAAACGAGAUAACAAACAACUUUCCGUGAAGCCUUUUAGACUCAGUAGAUUGAAUCAUGCUGCAACCACCUUGCGUAGUAAACCACCUCAUAUUAAUAUCACCCCAUCACCUAAGCAGGUUAUUCACAAAGAUCCUUCACCAAGUAGGAUUAAAUGCACAGAUCAGUCGCUGAAUUAUGCUAUAAUAAACACUCCAGUUAAAAAAAUGCAAUCACCCGGGUCUGCUUUGGGACUGAGUCCUCGUCUAUUGGUCAACGGGACGCCCGUGGAUACUAACGUCAGUGUGACCCUCGUAGAUUGCAGUUUUUCGGCUACACCCAAAUCGAAAAGUAACAACAACAACAAUUCACAGACAACCAAGGUGUCCGUCAGACCCAAAAUAAGUGUGUGCACAAGUCCUACAGAGGCAUCUGUGGCGUUGAUACAACCCGGAGAGGAAAAAACAGUUUGGGAUAUCUUUGAUACAACUGGUGCCAAGUCUUCUCGCAUUGAUCAUGUGCAUGUUUCUCCCAUCCAAUCAUCACUGUCACCUCAGAGGCGUGCACACGGAAAAGAACUAAGUCAUAAAAUUAGUGUUUGUGUGUCUCCCGUCAAAUCGUCUGAUCUCAUCCAAUGGAACUCUCGAUCAAAUUCAGAGUGUAGCCAGAAUUCAAGCUUUGCAAGUGUGGAAGAAGAUACCCAAGAUAGUCAGCUGACCUCAAGCAGUCAGCUGACCUCAAGCAGUCAGCUGACCUCAAGCAGUCAGCUGACCCCAAGCAGUCAGCUGACCCCAAGCAGUCAGCUGACCCAAGAAAGUGUGAAUACUGAUGAAAAUAAUGACUCUGAAUCUGAGUCUGAAUGCAACGAGAACAAAGACUAUACUGAGAGUAGACUUUCGUUACUGCUGGAUUCUCCUCCAAAAGGAACUUUUCAGGAGAUCUUUGCAAGACAUUGUGCAAGGAAAAUGCAACUACAGGAAUAUAUGAAACAUGAAACUCUGGACAGUAAAGAAGAACGAUACCAGAAACGAGAUCUUGGUUCAAAGGAUGAGUUCAAUGGAAGUAGUUCGGAAAAGAAAGUUAAAUUUCAAACACGAUUCCUGGAGGAGAUGAUGGAUUGAAUUAUUUGCCCAACAAUAUAAGUCUGGGCUUCU
Molecule: messenger RNA, 2574 nt
Organism: Saccoglossus kowalevskii
Lineage: Eukaryota; Metazoa; Hemichordata; Enteropneusta; Harrimaniidae
Molecular function (GO): DNA binding
Source: RefSeq, a predicted model, not a curated record